AUGGCUCAGACACAGAACCUCCCGCCCGUAUAUGGCGGCCACCCCGGUUAUCCCGCACCCCCUCAUCCUCAGUACGAUCACAAUCGACAAGUGCAGCUGCAAGCAAACGGCCAGACGAUGCAGGCAGCGCCCGUGUCCCAAACUGCUAAGACAUUAUCAAUCGUCAGGGACGGCUUGAGAUUCUCCUUGGUCGUCGUGCAGCAGCCCGUCCGAGCGCGCAUGUGUGGCUUUGGUGACAAGACACACAAGGAGGUCCCCGCUGAUCAACUAGACGCCAGCUUCUUUAUCCUCCAGGUUGAUCUGUGGGACGAGCACGGUCAAAUCGAGAAGAACAUUGUCAAAGCAGCCACCAACUCGCCCGCUACAUCCAUCUCGACAGCCACAACCACUUCAUACCCUCCGCCGCCAGAACGCCCGGCUGUCUAUGCUCCUCAAGUACCUUACGCAGAUCCUCGUACCGGUCAAUUCGCCGGUUACGGCCCCGCGCCCACUUACCCUCCCGGACCUUGGGGUUACCCACAAGCACAUAUGCCGCAGAUGUACAUGCCAGGUGCCCCUCCUCCUGCUGGCCACUACGCCCAACCUUCCAUGCCUCCCGGCUAUGGACAGUACCCCGGUGCUCAGCCGCAAAUGUAUCCUCCAGCCCAAUAUCAACCUCCCAUGCCGCAGCAACAGCCAAGCAGCGGUAUGUUCACCCGCAACCUUAUCGGUAGCCUGACUGUGAACGCCAACCACUUGCGCGAUCCCUCAGGAAAAGAAGGUUACUGGUUCGUCUUGCAGGAUCUCUCCGUCCGUACCGAGGCCGUUUUCCGUCUCAAGAUGAGCUUCUUUGACGUUGGUGCUGGAAGCAGUGAUGGUGGUUCGAAACUGUCCACCGGCAAACGCCCUGUUCUGGCAACCGUCUUCUCUGAUCCGUUCCAAGUCUUCUCGGCCAAGAAAUUCCCUGGUGUAAUUGAGAGCACUGAGCUCAGCAAAUGCUUUGCAGGUCAGGGCAUCAAGAUCCCCAUCAGAAAGGAUGGUGGCAAGCACGAGGGCAAGGAUGAAGACGACGAGUAG
Aureobasidium uvarum is the source of this 1056-nucleotide messenger RNA. Lineage: Eukaryota; Fungi; Ascomycota; Dothideomycetes; Dothideales; Saccotheciaceae. The record is from the annotation of a GenBank genome assembly.